GUUGGUUGUCGAGUAAAAAAAAGGGCAAUUUGAUUUAUCACAGAAAUACACCCAGUUCUCGUCAGAUGCCAUAAUUUAUUUUCUUCAAAUUGAAUCAUGUGUGAUAUUUUUUAUGAAUGAAGAACCAUGUAGUAAAAUACAGUCCCAAGUGGUUUAAAAGUGUCUCUGUCACACAUCUUUUUUUACUUUGGUAAACAUAUCUGAGAAAUCUUAUUGGUCGAAGUUUGCUUAUGGUGGUUUAUGGCACACUGAUGAUAAUGAAUGCAUACCAAAUGUUUCUAAACAAUGCUAUUGUCCUUGUAAACUUCCCAGAGUUUCCUCAACAAAAACAUUUUAUUGUUGCACUAAAGAAUAAUAUCUGAAGCUCACAUAAAAUCCUUCACGCUACAUUAUAAGUAUUACAAGAAAUCUUAAAGCUCAAAGCCAUUACAGUGAUAUUUCUUUUUAAUCAUAUUCACUUUGCAUGAUUGUUGGCUGUAUUGAAAAUGGAGAUCCACUCUUUCUCUCAGUAAUUUGUAUUUAGUAUCUGGAUACUAAUUUCUAGUAGUUUUGAUUCUCAGUCUUCUUAAAGUAAUAUUCAUGGCUUUGCAAAAUGUAAGCUUUUGUUUAGACUGCUGUUAAAAUGUUCAGCAUAACAUCACAAUAUAAUAUGCAUUAGAUGCUGAUAUAUAAUUGUUAAUGUAGCCUACCAGCAUUAUUGUGUGAAAUCUACGGAUUGAAUAAGAGACGUGUUUGUACAUGGAAACAAUUGACCUACUGUUGGUUGGCAUACACUUAGAAUAGCCAAUUGUUCUCUGUUCUGUUUGUGCUUGGGUGUAAUAUAAGUUAUGAGCACUGGAUUUGUUGAUGUCAUGCCUCAUAAAUUCCAGCUGAACUCCCUUUCAUAUAAUGAACAAUUUUUCAUUUUAAGAAACAACAGAAGCCUCUUAACUUUCUGACUGUGUAACUGUGGCAUAAAGAUGUUUAGUGUACUUUUGAGUGCUUGAGCUACUUAUAGCAGCAGCAGCACUGUUUCUCUUUACCUUUUAGACCACACAAGCCCACGGUACAAAGUCAGGGGGUGAAUCUUUAUUUAAAAGGCUGUGGUGGGAACAUUUCAAUGAACAAAUAAAGUUUUUCAUUGGGGGGUGGGCAGCAGACCAAAGCUAAUGAGAUUCUUGUUCUUUUUUUGAGAACCCCCUCAUGGAGAUGUAAAUUAUAGCUAUUAAAAAAUAUGCUUAUGUUUAGUCCUCUUGUUCACAAAAGUUCUGUUAAAGGUUUCCUUACUGGCCCCCAGACAACAGUUCUGAACAUUUCCCCAUACGCUACUGUACCACAAAUUUUAGAGGUUUGAGAAUCCAAUUUCAAAUCAUUGAAGACAUCUGCACAGAUGAUUUAAGAAACAAAGUGGAGAUUAGAAAUGCUGAAGAUGAUACAGUACCUUGACCUCUCAGAGCAGGAUGUAUGAGAAAAUGUAUUAUGAUUUGCAUACUCAUGAGUAAUUCAGAUUUUUUUCCCUGUUGCCUCACUGGAAAAACUUUUAAAUGAGCAUAUUAUCUAGUAUGCAAUUUUGUUUAUAGUACCAAUGCAAUUUUGGCUCCAUACAAGAACAUUUAAGACCUGGGUUAACCAUCUGGCGCUGCAAUUUUGCACUACUUUCUGAUAUGUAUAAUUCUGUGAUUUGUUCAUUUUCGUCAUACUCAUCAGAAUUUUACCAAGAAGUACUGUGUAUAGACAUUAAAUUAAAUGAAAUGACACUCUAAAGCAGCUAAUGUAUGACAAAUCGCCAUUUUGAGAAGGGUGACAGACGCGUUUGCAUCAGCCGGUCGUGCCCCUAAUGCAGCGCUGUGCGCAGGUGCACAUUUCAUCCGUGCAAAAUGUCUCAAAUUCGGAACAUCACAUUCGGUCACAGUGCUGACGCAACGCUCCCUUUCUGCUCCGGCCCGCCGGUCCUUAGCGUUAGCGCGCCCCGAAAACAAAAACCCUGUCAGAGCUCCGUCCCCAGGAUCAGGCGCAUUCCUUCAAUAUGACCUUUUUGUGUUGCGCCAUAAGACGCAGGGCUGUCAUCGCCCCACUCUGUUCUAUUUCUCAGAGCCGCUCUGACACACUGGGGGAGAGAGGGCUCAGCUGCUGGAGCCGCCAGUACAAAGCGCCCACUAUGGCGGGAGCUCUCAAAGGCCACAUUAUCGCAGGCUCGGUAAUUCACUCUGCAUCGGCCUCGGAGUUAGUCUCUGAGCGUGUGCAGUAUGUGCACUUAGAAAUGCUGGAGUUUAUGAAAGUAGUUUGCAUUCGUUUUCUGUUCGCUGUUCUUCUGUCUUACUGUGUUCAGCAGCUUCUCUGGGCAAAAAUGUCUCAUUUUCAUUGAAUUUGUAUGUUCAGCUUUACUUCACUUUGCAUUUCUUGAAGGUAGGCAUUGUAGCCAACUUGUAAUUCGGGAUUUAAAUUUACCUGAGCUUUCCUUGCUAGGUGUGUGUUCACAGGUCGUGCUCUUGAUAAGAAUUGAAAACUUUUUUUUUUUCCAGUGAUAAUUCUGAUAAAUGUGAGCAACAAGUAAGGUGCAUGUGAGUAAUGAGGAAGGUGUAUUCUUCAGUAUGUUGGCGAGCUGCACAGUGACAAGCGUUGGUAAAGUUCCCCUCUUGCCACCCCCGGUGAAAAGGGGGGUUGCAUUUGAAGCACCCUCCCCCGCCGCGUGUGGAAGUGUGGCGGUGGGAACGGCGCGGCGCGUAGGAUGUGCGUGGAGAUUUACGGCCGCCUGACUCAGCGCGGCCAGCCUCCUCCCUCCUGUGGGGCCUCGUCCUCCUGAUGGAUAAGGAGCAGCUGAGAGGCUGCCGUUUCAGGCUGGCUCCGUUUAAAACGGGGAGAGCUUCUGUCCCUCUCCCUCUCCCUCCCUUGCUCUCUCGCUCUCUCUCGCAUGUCACAUGACCACCGCCACCCUACCCUCACCUCGGUGUGCAGGAGUGCCGGGUGCCCUUAUCCAAUCAUGCCUGGAAUGCUGCUUGUCACUUGGGCUAUUUCUGCUGUCUGUCGCUAUCGGUCUGCAGUGCUAACAGUUUGGCAGAUGGGAUCCCUGUUCUGUUUCCCCCUGUUUCCCCCGCUCUCUCUCCCGCUCGCUCCCGCUCUCGCUCUGGAGUUUGCAGCUUGCACUUUUCAGCUCCCUGGCAGUGCCUCACUUGUUAUUGUGGUGUGAGUUCCUCUUUUCCUUCGCUCCGUUCGCCGAGGGAGGGACGGGGGAAAGAGAGAGGGAGUGGGAAAGGAGGGACGGAGGGAGAAGGAUCGAAACGGGAUCAGUCCGACGGAGUUAGAGCGAGCGAGAGAGAGAGAGAGAGAGAGGGGGACUGGAAAAUGGCUCACCGGCUCCGGCUCUACUUUGGCUCCGGCCGCAGCAACACGGCCCCCGAGAUCGAGGAGCUGGAGGGGGCGGCGGAAGACGACGUGGCCAUGACAUUCCACAUGCAGCCGCGCCAGCGCGGCCUGCCCCCCUUCUGCGAGCCGCGGGGCGCGCUGCCCCGGGACGCCUCCCUCAAGCGCAGCUCCUCCAUGUUCAUCCCCCAGCUCCUCAACCAGGUGGAGCCGCGGCCCACCAAGAGCUCCUCCAUGCAGAUCUCCCUGCAGCGCGCCGCCGGACCCGGGGACGAGGGGGCGCCCCCGGGCUACCCCCCGGAACACCCUCUGGGGCCCGCUCCGCCCUACACCGAGCCCAGCAGGCAGUACCCCGCGCCCCCCGACUUCCGCAGGGGCAGGGCGGAGCCGUCGGGGAACGCUGGAGCGGAACCCGCUCUGAGCAGCUACAGGGUGCUCUGCGCCAGUCCCCAGGAAGAGCAGAGCGAACGCGGCCCUCCCGGGAUCAACAUCGGGGGCUUCUGCAUCCAGAGGAGCCCGUCCGAUGGCUCGGAGCUCCCGCAGUUCAGCAUCCGGCCGUACGGCUCCAACGGGCAGAGCGGCCCGCGCCGCUGGUCCGUCCAGCAGAACGGCGGUCCCGGCGCACAGCGGCUGGUCCUGCAGCUUCAGCCCGACCAGGCCAGGUACCCCGACGGCCCCCCGAGGGAGGGCGCCGACAUGGGCUUCACGGGCACCAAGGGGGAGCGCGUGCUGCGCUACCCGCGCAUCCGGCUGGAGAGGAGCGCCUCCCAGCCCCUGCAGCCUCUCGGGACGCCCCCGCACCCCGGCCCCGCCGCCAACCCCCAGGGGGCCGAGGGCGAGACCUCCGACGUGGAGGACCAGGGCAGGAGUGCGGAAGACGCUGCUCAAGGCUGCACUUUCAAAAUCAGGAAGGAGCAGAACACAAGGCAGCCUCAGUUUAAGAUCUAUUUCACCCAAGGAGGAGAUCCCAGUGUGACCCAACAGGAUGUGGAGUGCAGGCCAACCGUCAUUAGCCCUCAGGCUCACAUUGCCCACGAACGCUCCAAGAAUGGGCUUUUCCACCUGGGACAGACCAGAGAUGACUUCUUGGGACAGGUCGACGUGCCUCUUAACCAUUUGCCGACGGAGGACCCCACGAUGGAACGGCCGUAUACGUUUAAGGAUUUCCUGCUCAGGCCUCGAAGUCACAAGUCCCGGGUGAAGGGGUACUUGCGGCUGAAAAUGGCCUACUUGCCUAAAAACGGUGGACAAGAAGAGGAGAACAGUGAGACGAGAGAGGAGGCGGAGGGCUGGGAGGAGACGGACGCCCAGGACUCCGGCUCCCAGCGGCAGCAGCAGCCGCCGCCCCCCCUGCCGCCCGGGUGGGAGGAGAAGGUGGACAACCUGGGCCGGACGUACUACGUCAACCACAACAACCGCAGCACGCAGUGGAAGAGGCCCAGCAACGUGGACGUGGUCUCGGAGACGGAAAAUGACAACCACAUCCGCCAGAUCAACCAGGAAGCCCACCGCGUGUUCCGCUCGCGGCGGCACAUCAGCGAAGACCUGGAGAACGAGCACAUCGAGCCCCGGGAUCUGGACGACUCCUGGGACCCCAUCUCCGAGGAGGAUUCCAGUUUGACGUCGGACACCCUGAGCCAGUCCCUCCCAGCCCCCUCCUCGCCCACGCCCGCCCCGCAGUCCAGCCCCCAGGAGUUCUCUGAGGAGAUCAACCUCCGCCUGUCGCUCGCCCCCGACACCAACGGAGAGGCCUCCGGCCCUGCUGUGCAGAGCCAGCUCUCCUCCAGGCUGCGCUCCUCCAGCAUGACGGAUGGAGUCAGCGAGCAGGCCCAGCCCCCGCCCCCCGCGAAUACCCAGUCCAGAAGAACGAGAGCUCAAACUGUCACAGGCAUUGAAGAGCCCAUGUCUCCGUCCACGCCCUACAGCUUCACCACGCCCGGCCUGCCGCCGGGAUGGGAGGAGAGGAAGGAUGCCAAGGGGCGCACUUACUACGUCAACCACAACAACCGCACCACCACCUGGACCCGCCCCAUCCUGCAGCACACAGAAGACGGGGCCAGCACCUCCGCUGCAGCCUCAGGCUCCGCCUCCGCCUCCGCCUCCACGGUAACCAUCAACAGCCACCUGAGCGAACCCCAGCUGCGCCGGCCCCGCAGCCUCAGCUCCCCCACCGUCACCCUGUCGGCCCCCUUUGAGGGAGCCAACAACAUCCAGGUGCGGCGGGCGGUGAAGGACACCUUCUCCAACCCGCAGUCGCCCCAGCCCUCGCCCUACAGCUCGCCCAAGUCCCAGCACAAGAGCACGCAGAGCUUCCUGCCCCCCGGCUGGGAGAUGCGGAUAGCGCCCAACGGGAGGCCCUUCUUCAUCGACCACAACUCCAGGACCACCACCUGGGAAGACCCGCGCUUGAAGUAUCCGGUCCACAUGAGGACAAAGGCCUCCUUGGAACCUGGCGAUCUGGGCCCACUUCCUAACCUGCUAGAGGAGCCUGGCUGGGAGGAGCGCGUGCAUGCGGACGGGCGGACAUUUUACAUCGACCACAACACUAAAAACACGCAGUGGGAGGACCCUCGUCUCCAGAGCCCAGCCAUCACCGGGCCUGCUGUGCCAUAUUCCAGAGAAUUCAAGCAGAAAUACGACUACUUCAGGAAAAAAUUGAAGAAACCGGCGGACAUCCCCAACAGGUUCGAGAUGAAGCUGCACAGGAACAACAUCUUCGAGGAGUCGUAUCGACGCAUCAUGUCACUCAAGAGGCCCGACAUCCUGAAGGCCCGCCUCUGGAUAGAGUUUGAGUCCGAAAAGGGGCUGGACUAUGGGGGCGUGGCCCGCGAGUGGUUCUUCUUGCUGUCUAAGGAGAUGUUCAACCCUUAUUACGGCCUCUUCGAGUACUCAGCCACAGACAAUUACACCUUACAGAUCAACCCCAACUCUGGGCUCUGUAAUGAAGACCACCUGUCCUACUUCAAGUUUAUUGGACGCGUGGCUGGGAUGGCCGUGUUUCAUGGGAAGCUGUUGGACGGCUUCUUCAUCAGACCCUUCUACAAGAUGAUGCUGGGUAAACAGAUCACACUGAUGGACAUGGAGUCUGUGGACAGUGAGUACUACAACUCCCUGAAGUGGAUCCUGGAGAACGACCCCACGGAACUGGACCUGCGCUUCUGCAUCGACGAGGACAACUUCGGCCAGACAUAUCAGGUGGAUCUGAAACCCAGUGGCUCGGACAUGGUCGUCACAAACGACAACAAAAAGGAAUAUAUAGACCUCGUUAUUCAGUGGAGGUUUGUUAACAGGGUCCAGAAGCAAAUGAAUGCCUUUUUGGAAGGAUUCACUGAACUCAUUCUCAUCGACCUGAUAAAGAUAUUUGAUGAAAAUGAGCUAGAGCUGCUGAUGUGUGGUCUGGGUGACGUGGACGUGAACGACUGGAGACAGCACACCGUCUACAAGAACGGCUACUGCCCCAAUCACCCAGUCAUCCAGUGGUUCUGGAAGGCGGUCCUCCUGAUGGAUGCGGAGAAGCGAAUCCGGCUCCUCCAGUUUGUCACCGGGACGUCGCGCGUGCCCAUGAACGGCUUUGCGGAGCUGUACGGAUCCAAUGGGCCGCAGUUGUUUACCAUUGAACAGUGGGGGACGCCUGACAAACUCCCUCGAGCUCACACUUGCUUCAAUCGACUGGACCUCCCCACCUACGACUCGUUUGACGAUCUGCGCGAGAAGCUGCUGAUGGCCGUGGAGAACGCACAAGGCUUUGAGGGCGUAGACUAAGGCCCGCCCAUGGACACACGGUUACCACAUGCUGCCAUUUUCUUCCUUCGAGCCACUGCAACCACAGAUAUGUUUAUAUAUGCACGUAUAUGUACACAUAUAUGUUGCCGUGGACUUUAGGACGACCGUGUAGGGACUUAAAUCAGUGAGCAGUGUCUUCUAUGUCCGUUUCACUCUGCGUGGGAAACAGAAGGAAGAGAGAGAAUUCCCUGUUUUUAUCAGUGAUGCCACGACUUACGAGGAACCCCUGAAACAUUUCAGUAACUCCUUUAUUUAUACUGUGCUGUUUAAGGCAUGGCCUUGAAACUGUUUUGCAUUCUUUAUUAUCUGCGAUAAAAGGGAUUAUAAUCACUUUUACAAAUAUUGUAUUACACCACCCGAUUACCUUAGGAAGGAUAGCCGAUCACUGAUGAUAUAACGGAGUUCGUCCUCAUGAUGCAAAAUUCCUAUCAAAAAGGCAUCUACACUGGUGUAGUUUUUCCACAGUGUUUUUUUAAAUCUUCUUUUGCAAGUCAAGAAGGAACAGGAUGUUCGUAAUCAUUUCUAGGUAUUUUUUUUGUUAUGUUACGCUGCGCAAAUUGCAUUUGUACCAGUUAACAUGUUGUCCUGUGUUUCAAAAAAAUUAUUUUGUGUAUCUAAAGACAUAACUCCAUCAACAGAAAAUGAAAAAUCCAUAUCUUCAUUUUUCAAUUGAGUAGCAUGGUUAUUGAAGUGCUAAUGACAACAGCAUGAACACAGCUGCAGUGAAUACACAAUUAAACGUGUAUUCUCCUUUAAAAAAAAAAAUCCUCAGAGGAGAAAAUGGAAAGUGGUAUAUGGAAGGGUAUAUGACAUUUCUUUUAUAAAUAUUAUGCUUCUCUCAGUUUGUAAUACUGUAAAUUAAUUUCUUAAAGCAUUUUGAAUUUAUUUCAUUUUACAUGUACUGCAUCUAACAGAAGUAUUAAUGAGUGAAACAUGAAAAAAGAAGUCGUGUAAGAAAGCAGUGAGUGUCAUUAUUUUAGCAGUGUUAGGAGCAGGUUCUUAUAAACUGAGUUGUUUUUCUUUUUUUUUUUCCUCCCCACUAAUCCCCAAGGGCACUUUAUGAAUCACAAGUUCAUGUCGACUGUCUUUUGUCUCCAUUAUUAACUUGAAUGUGAUUUUUUUUUCUUCUCGAGAGCGCUCGUUUGCCUAGUGCAAUAUCUGUGGUCUGUAAAUCUGGCUGCUGCUAAUGUAUAAAUUCACAGUUGUGGAGCCGAGACUUCCUGCUGCCAUUCCUCACUUCCCUCACACUCGUUUCUUUGUCCAGCUUUCCUCACACCCGUGGCCAUCUUGGCUCAAGAAAAAAUUUGAGAUUCUUUAUUUCUUUUUUAAGGGGGUGUUCUUUUUUAUUAACAGGUUUGUUUAAUUCCACAGCUCCACCAGACCUUGCAAUUUAAUAUAACUUGGGUCAGAUUAAACUCAAAUGUUGAACUCCAUUCGCCUGAUGGUUUUAUCAUUGUGCCAAAUGGAUGUUGAUCCUUGUUCAGACAUUGUGUAUUGCAUUGUGAUUAAUAUCCCAAGCUCUGGCUAUUCUUCCUGCUCUGGGAAUGGGAUAGCACGUAACAAUACAGAUGUGUUGAAGGUUUUUAGUUUGUCUUUUCUUCAUGUAUAGAAAGGUACAGUAGAUGCCUUCAGAUCCUACUGGUUCUUCCCAGUAACAGUCGUAAAACAUUAACGAUCAAGAGCGCAUGGUGUAAAAUAAAGAGAUGGUCAAAAACAAAUGA
Molecule: messenger RNA, 8843 nt
Organism: Anguilla rostrata (American eel)
Lineage: Eukaryota; Metazoa; Chordata; Actinopteri; Anguilliformes; Anguillidae
Gene: nedd4l
Product: NEDD4 like E3 ubiquitin protein ligase
Exons: 29
Coding region: 3322-7101 (1259 amino acids)
Biological process (GO): ubiquitin-dependent protein catabolic process; protein polyubiquitination; regulation of dendrite morphogenesis
Cellular component (GO): cytoplasm
Molecular function (GO): sodium channel inhibitor activity; ubiquitin protein ligase activity; protein binding
Source: RefSeq, a predicted model, not a curated record